Paraglomus brasilianum is the source of this 747-nucleotide messenger RNA. The record is from the annotation of a GenBank genome assembly. NCBI's taxonomy places the organism in Eukaryota, Fungi, Glomeromycota, Glomeromycetes, Paraglomerales, Paraglomeraceae.
AUGCUCCCUCCGCUUAUUCCACCUUUUCGUUAUGCCAUUGUCGAGGGUGAAGUGUAUCGCGGUGCAUAUCCCAAAAGCAGAAACCUACGAUUUUUAAAACGACUCCACUUAAAAACAAUCCUUUCAUUAUGUCCUAAUCCACCAGCUGGCGAUCUUGUUGAUUUCUGCAAAGAAUAUAACAUAAAAAAUAUAACGCUUCAGGUCAAUAAAGUAAAAGAUAACGUUCCCUUGAGCUAUAGCAAGGCGAUUCAAGCAAUUCAGAUAAUAAUAGAUCCGGAAAACCAACCAAUAUAUGUACAUUGCUUGGAUGGCGCAAAUGUUACCGGUUUAGUAAUCGCAUGUCUAAGAAAACUGCAAAUGUGGAGCGUUCCAUCGGCCAUGGGAGAAUUUUUAAGAUUCCUUCGCGGGGGAGUAAUCUCGUCCGAGGAAAAUGAAUUCGUUGAAAAAUUUUCUGCAGAGAUAGAAAUCCCUUGCACUAUACCUACUUGGCUGUGGGGUGGACGAGUAGACUUUGUUAAGCAUCCUACGUUGAAACUAAAGUUCUUGGACCCAGGGAUUGUUCAGAAAACCACAAAAAAACCAGUUGGAGGUGUCGGCGAAGGAGAUAGGGAUCUCUUGGGUAAUCUGUUAGAACCUCCUGCAAAUGUGACUACCGAGUAUAGGGAGGUUGAUGUCAUCGAAGAGGAAGAACCAGAAGCUGUAUCAAUGACUGUACUAGCAUUAGCCUUGGAAGGAUUGAAAGACUGA